AUGGGAGAGACCUGGCCAGACUCCCACUCUCCUCCUCCCGCAGCCCCACCUCCCCGGUCCUGCUUAACUCCUUGCCAGGCCAGCCGUGGGGCCACCAUUCCUGUCCCCAUCCCUGUCCCCACGAUGCUCCGGCUGCUGCUGCUCUGCGGGGCCCUGGGCUGCGGGGCAGACCAGGCAGCCCCGCUCACCUUCACCAUGCUGCAACGGACCCGCGUCUCCAAGGGCAGCUCCGUCUUCUGGGGGAACGCCAGCCUGGAUGGGCGGCUCAGUCAUCUCCUGGAGGGGCUUAAUGUCACUCAGGUGCUGCCGCUGGAGCCCCCGGAUGCCUGGGCCAGGCGGCAGCAGGACGUGACCACCUACCUGCUCUACUUCGACCAGCUGGUGAAGCUUUUCAGCAAGGAAAGGCCCAUCAACUACACCCAGAGCCUGUGCUGCCGCCUGGGCUGCCACCUCUUCCCCAAUGGCACGGCCCACAGCUUCUAUGAGGUGACCCUCAACGGGACGGCUUUCCUCAGCUUCCACGUCCCCAAUGCCACCUGGGAGCGGCGCUGGCCUGGCGGGGAAGCGGUGGCUGCCUUUGCUGAGAGGGAGCUGAUGAAGUACCCCAAGACCACCCGGGACCUCCAGCAUUUCCUCAACACCACCUGCGUUGGCAUCCUGCAGGCUCAGAGCGCCUGGACAGGAAAACAGAGCAGCCGGUCACAUGCCCCGCUGGUGCUGGGCCUGAUCCUGGGGACCUUCGCCUUGCUGGGCAUGGCCGCGGGGAUCUUCUUGUGCACGGGAGGGAGCUGCUAGCGGAGCCGGCAGCUGUUCCACAUCAGCCCGUGGAGGCAGGGACCGAGCCUGUGCCCUGCAAGGGAUGUAUCUCCCCAGCGCCGCAGGCUUUGCUUCCAAAGGACACCAGUGGCUUCCCUGCCCGGUCCAAGCUGGGUUGACCCCUCCAGCAGCAGCACCCUGCCCCGGGGAUGGUCCCCACGCUGGGCUGGCACGGUGCACUGAGACUUAACGCAGAAAUACGCUUGGCAUGGAUGGAAAAAAUAGGGAAAGGGGGGGGAAGUGGCAGGAGAAGCAGCCAAGAAAGGGUUAAAAUGAUGGCAUUGAAACCCUCAUUUAUCCCUGUUCAGUGGGGAUAAAUGCCUGGGAUGGAGGAUGUCACACCUUUGUGGCACUGCUUCGAGAUGUCCUGUAAUAAAACCACCCAUCAGCUCUCA
Messenger RNA from Aptenodytes forsteri (emperor penguin), 1211 nucleotides. It is a transcript of the gene PROCR, whose product is annotated as protein C receptor. The transcript is spliced from 4 exons. Gene Ontology annotation, molecular function: signaling receptor activity. Gene Ontology annotation, biological process: negative regulation of coagulation. The coding region runs from base 1 to 795 and encodes 264 amino acids. NCBI's taxonomy places the organism in Eukaryota, Metazoa, Chordata, Aves, Sphenisciformes, Spheniscidae. The record is from RefSeq and is a predicted model, not a curated record.